Rosa rugosa (rugosa rose) is the source of this 866-nucleotide messenger RNA. RefSeq lists its product as uncharacterized. The transcript is spliced from 3 exons. The record is from RefSeq and is a predicted model, not a curated record. Bases 255 to 680 code for a protein of 141 amino acids. NCBI's taxonomy places the organism in Eukaryota, Viridiplantae, Streptophyta, Magnoliopsida, Rosales, Rosaceae.
CAAGAAAAGAGAUAAACUGUCCUAGCCUCUUCAAACCACAUGGCAGCACUCUGUGAGCUGACCACAUGCAGAACCUCCACCUGCCACCUCCACAGUUCCUUACCACAUGCCACGUACUUUCUUAUUGGAUUCAGUCACAUACGUCCACGAUUGAUCUGAUCAAAAUUCCAACUCCUAAAUAAAAGCUCAAACAUCACCUUCAUCAACCUCCAAAAUCGAAUCGAUUUCAGAAACUGAACCGAAUCCAACCAACAAUGGCGUCGAAUCUAAACCCAGCAUUUGCCUACACGGUGGUGUACGUGAAGGACGUAGCCAAAUCCGCAGCCUUCUAUUCCAAAGCCUUCGGCUACACCGUACGUCGUAUAGACGAGUCUCACAGAUGGGGAGAGCUUGAAAGCGGGCAGACGACGAUAGCAUUCACGCCGCAAAACCAGCACGAGACGGACGACCUCACCGGAAAAGUUCAGAAGCCGAGCUCCGGGAGUGAGAGGCAGCCGGUUGAGGUUUGCUUUGCGUACCCCGACGUCGACGCGGCCUAUAAAAGGGCGGUGGAGAACGGAGCGGUGGCGGUGAGCGUGCCGGAAGAGAAAGAGUGGGGCCAGAAAGUGGGGUAUGUACGAGAUCCCGAUGGGAUCGUGGUGAGGAUGGGAAGCUACGUCAACGAACCGAAGCAGGGUUAACUUCAGUUUAAUUUAUACAGAUCGAUAUACAUACUCUGAGUGCUGAUGAUGAAUAAGUGUUUUUGUGUUUUUUUUGAUACAUAAGUGUUUUUGUGUUUCCCAGUGUAACUAAUAAAGUUAGAAGAAAGAAGAAUUUGAAGAACGUACUUUCUUUCAUCAAGUCUUGAAUGAAGGGCUUGUUUGCAA